Chenopodium quinoa (quinoa) is the source of this 978-nucleotide messenger RNA. RefSeq lists its product as uncharacterized. The record is from RefSeq and is a predicted model, not a curated record. NCBI's taxonomy places the organism in Eukaryota, Viridiplantae, Streptophyta, Magnoliopsida, Caryophyllales, Amaranthaceae. The coding region runs from base 1 to 978 and encodes 325 amino acids. The transcript has a single exon.
AUGAGGAACAUAGCAACUUGUUACAGUGAACAUGCUGUAAGAGUUUCAGAUUCAUAUUGUUCAGGACCAUUAAACAAGUCUUACAUCUCACCGAAAUCAUCACCUUCAAUCCAAAAUGUUGUCACCUGUACAUACAAAACCCUGAUUUCUAACCAAAAACGUUUGUUCGUCACAAUUUCAUGGUGUAGUAAGAUGAUUUGUCAAGGUUUUUUCAUCAAAAUCAGUGAAAAAAUGUCAAGGGUGAAUCAUUACCAACAAGGGUUUCAUCAAUUACCCAAAACAAAGGGUACAAAAUUUAUAGAAGAUUUUAGAGAUGAUCAAAAGAAGUUGAGCAUUUCAGUCCAUUGGGAUCUCUCAGCAGCAGAUUUCGAGGCCGGGCCAGAGCCGAUCAAAGGUUUCUACAUCGUCCUCUUGGUGAAUUUCCAGUAUGCACUGGUCCUUGGAGACAUGGAUCAUGACCCUUUUGUAAGAGGUUUGAUUGAUACAUGGAUUGUUCCGAAGCUCGCAUUGGUCUCCCAAUGCGAGCAUUACAACGGGCAAUGGAAUAGUCAAAUAUCCUCCAAGGCGAAAUUCAAUGACAAUGGAGAUGAACAUGAGAUUAUGAUCAAAUGUUGUCCGGACGAAGACGGGCCAAGGAGCCCGGUGUUAUCGGUGUAUAUUGAUAAGAAAAGGGUAGUUAAGAUUAAGAGAUUACAAUGGAACUUUAGAGGAAAUCAGGUGAUAUUUGUGGAUGGGUUGUUGGUUGAUGUAAUGUGGGAUGUGUAUGGAUGGUAUUUUGAUCAAACAGUUGGUGGGCAUAAUAGUAAUAAUGUUACUAAUAGUAUAAAAGGUGGUUGUGGCUAUAUCAUGUUUAGAACAAGAAGUGGGUUAGAUAGUAGGCUUUGGUUAGAAGAAGAAGAGAAGAAAUUGGCUGAUAAUAAGCUUGGUAAACCUGAAUUUUCUUUGUUAAUUUGUGCUACUAAUAAGAACCCUGGUUAA